UUUUUUGAUUUUGCGGUUUUAGUUAUCAACAAGUGCAUUUACCCAAACUUUGUACUUUGACCUCGUUCGCUUAUUUUCUUAUUAAUUUCACUUGUAGACCCGGUUUCAGUCCUGUCUUUCAACUGUAAUAAUAUGUCAGGAAUGGCUACAUUCAGCAUAAUCAGAAGGGGUCUGUCCACCUCAACCACCUAUAAUGCAAUAAAGAACGUUACAGUGAUUGGUGGAGGAUUAAUGGGAUCAGGAAUUGCACAGGUGGCUGCACAAACUGGCCACAAUGUAACACUGGUAGAAGUAAACCCGGAAUUGUUAAAAAAAGCUGAGGGGAAUAUUGGAAGUAAUGUUUCAAGAGUCGCCAAAAAAUUAUACAAAGAUGACCCAACCGCAGCCCAAAAAUUUAUCAGCGAAACUCAAUCACGCAUCAAAGGCACUACGGAUCCGUCAGCUUCAGUUUCAGACGCCGACCUGGUCGUCGAAGCUAUAGUCGAGAACAUCGCUGUGAAACACAAGCUUUUCAAGGCGUUGGACGAGGCUGCCCCAGCCAAAACAAUUUUCGCCUCCAACACCAGCUCUUUGAGCAUUGGGGAAAUUGCCUCUGUGACCAAAAGAAGGGACAGAUUCGGAGGCUUACACUUCUUUAACCCUGUACCAGUUAUGAAACUGUUGGAAGUGGUGAGAAUUCCACAAACAUCGGAAGAAACGUACCAGGCGAUGAUGUCGUGGGGCAAAGCUGUGGGCAAGACAUGCAUCACAUGCAAAGACACCCCUGGAUUUGUCGUUAACAGAUUGCUAGUUCCUUACAUUGCCGAAGCUAUAAGGAUGAUGGAACGGGGCGACGCUUCUGCGAGGGAUAUUGAUAUAGCCAUGAAAUUGGGAGCCGGAUAUCCCAUGGGACCGAUCGAAUUGGCUGAUUAUGUUGGACAUGACACCACUAAUUCCAUUAUGUCAGGAUGGGCGAAGAAGUUCCCAGAUAAUCCGCUCUUUGAACCAUGCCAGUCACAGGCCAAACUUGUAAAGGAAGGCAAACUUGGAUGCAAAACAGGAGAGGGAUACUAUAAGUACAACAACUUGAAGUAUUGGCUCCAGAACUUUGCAAAAGGUUCUAAUAGGGCCGAAUGGUUCAAGAAUUAUUCCGCUUGGAAGAAGCACAUUGAUGGUAAAGGAGAAACUUUAAUGGAUUAUUGAGUAUACUUUGUUUACUAUAUUUAAAUAAAUAUUUCGUUUCUUGUUUUA
Aethina tumida (small hive beetle) is the source of this 1230-nucleotide messenger RNA. RefSeq names its product hydroxyacyl-coenzyme A dehydrogenase, mitochondrial-like. The transcript is spliced from 3 exons. Bases 133 to 1182 code for a protein of 349 amino acids. Gene Ontology annotation, biological process: fatty acid beta-oxidation. Gene Ontology annotation, cellular component: mitochondrion. The record is from RefSeq and is a predicted model, not a curated record. NCBI's taxonomy places the organism in Eukaryota, Metazoa, Arthropoda, Insecta, Coleoptera, Nitidulidae. Gene Ontology annotation, molecular function: (3S)-3-hydroxyacyl-CoA dehydrogenase (NAD+) activity; NAD+ binding.